Molecule: messenger RNA, 831 nt
Organism: Chironomus riparius
Lineage: Eukaryota; Metazoa; Arthropoda; Insecta; Diptera; Chironomidae
Source: the annotation of a GenBank genome assembly
AUGGUAUUUCAUAUACCAGAGGCAUUGACUGAGGAGGAACAAAUGCUAAUGGCAAAAUAUGCCAAAUUAAAGAAAAAGAAAAAGCAAGUUCAAGCACUUAAACUCAAACCGGAACCGGAAAAGCCUUUACUUUUUUCGAAGCGACCAAAAGACGCAAAAGAUGCUAAGGAAGUUGCACGUAAAUUGAUUAAAUCAGGCAACAUAAAUCUCCCGAAGAAUGAUACACUGAAUGAAGUGAAAUUCAAAAGACCAAACUUUUCACAGGACAGGAAAAAGGCACAAACCAUCGAAACAACAAAUUAUCAUCCUUAUUCAUCAACAGAUCAAGAAGAGAAUGCAUCAAAAUCCCCAUUACCUGGAAUUGAAAAAACGGAACCACCAAGCAAUAGAUCCAUUUCAUUUCUUUAUCAACAAAUUGUUCAAGAAAAGGAACCGACUGAGACGAAAAAGCAAAGUCCACAACAAAAGGAUAAACCUAAAACUGGGUUUACAGUUUAUGUGUCAGGCAAAGCGAUUAGUGAGGACUUUUUGAAGAAGCACUUUAGCGAGUACGGUACUAUUGUAAAUGUCUCAAUGGAAAUUGAAAAAGGACGUGGCUUUAUUACAUUCUCAAAAACAGAAGCAACUUCUAAUGCCAUUACUGAGAUGCACGGAAAGAUCAUUGAAGGAAUCCAGCUAACAGUAUCUCUUGCAAGGAAGCAGCCACAAAUUGAGCCAAUAAAUGACGCGUCAUCCUCAGCAGUCUGGUCAACAUUGGCAACAAGUCAGAGUCAGAAAGGAAAUCACAAGGACAAACGUGAAUUAGUCGUGUAUGACGACGUUUUUGCAUAA